Molecule: messenger RNA, 2432 nt
Organism: Hypomesus transpacificus
Lineage: Eukaryota; Metazoa; Chordata; Actinopteri; Osmeriformes; Osmeridae
Gene: col20a1
Product: collagen alpha-1(XIV) chain
Exons: 18
Coding region: 81-1559 (492 amino acids)
Source: RefSeq, a predicted model, not a curated record
CCCUCUACAGAGACACACAGCUCACCCAGAGAACCAGCCUGAUCCACCCAGCCGGCCUGGCUCCAGACCACACCCUCAGCAUGACCUUCCGCCUGCUGCAGGACACGUCUCAGGAAGCCUUCGCCCUCUGGCAGCUCACAGACAACGACUUCCAGCCCCAGAUGGGCGUGGUCCUGGACCCUGUGAAUAAGCACCUGCUGUACUUCAGUCUGGACUACCGAGGAGAGGUGCAGGAGCUGAUCUUUGCCCAGCCGCAGGUCCACCCUCUGUUCUACGGAAGCUUCCACAAGGUGCACCUGUCCGUCAGCCAGGUGAGCGUGUCCCUGUCUGUGGACUGCCAGCGGGUGGGAGAGAGGCCAGCCCGCCCCCUCGGGGCUCUGCCCACUGACGGCUUCCAGAUGCUGGGCAAGCUGGUGAACACACGGGGGCCUCGCAGUGGAUCAGUACCGCUGCAGCUGCAGUCGUUUGAGAUUGUGUGCAACAACACCUGGUCUUCUGAAGACACGUGCUGUGACCUGCCUGCUCUGAGGGAUGAGGAGAGCUGUCCCCCCCCAGCGUCCUCCUGCUCCUGCAUCUCCAACGUUCCUGGAGCCCCUGGAUCCACCGGGCCCCCUGGCAGACCAGGUCCUCGUGGAGAGAAGGGUGACAGAGGGGAACAAGGUCAAAAGGGGGAGGUGGGGCCUCCAGGGAAGGUGGGGCCAGAGGGAGGACUGGGGCCGCUGGGGACCCAUGGCCCUCGAGGGAUAUCAGUCCAGGGUACAGUGGGUCCCCCAGGGGAGAGGGGAGAGAAGGGAAAUCCUGGUAAACCAGGAGGUCAGGGUCUCCCUGGUCCCCCAGGUCCUAAAGGUCCUGAAGGGAAUCCUGGUUCCCAGGGUGUCCGAGGUGUUGAAGGGAACAUGGGUUCUCCAGGGACCACGGGGCCCAGGGGGUUCCAGGGCCUGCCUGGCCACCCGGGGCCCAGUGGAGAGAGAGGCCCCCUGGGGACAGUGGGACCUACGGGUCUGUCUGGGAGCAAGGGGGAGAGAGGAGAGAAGGGGGAGCCUCAGUCCAUGGCCGUCAUCUACCAGCUCGUCACACAGGCCUGUGAACAACUGGUACACAACCAGGUUCUGAAGCUGGACUCCUUCCUGAACGAGAUGAGCCGUAAGCCGGUGCCCAUCGAGGAACCCGUGGGGCCCCCCGGAGAACCAGGAGUUCCAGGGGGCAAGGGCCCCCCAGGCCCCCGGGGAGACCAGGGCCGACCGGGCAACCGGGGUCCCACAGGGAGGUCUGGGUACCCAGGAGAGCAAGGUCGGCAGGGCAUGCUGGGGGAGAAGGGAGCUCCGGGCCAGAACGUCCAGGGCCCACAGGGAAUCAAAGGCUUUGCAGGUCCUUCAGGGGAGGCCCGGCUGGGGGUGGCGGGGCCCCGGGGGGAGGAUGGGGAGGCUGGUGCCCCCGGGCUGUCGGGGGGCCCUGGGCAGCCAGGAGAGGUUGGGCCCCCAGGGGGGUGUGACAGCAGUGGGGGCUGCCAGCAGGGACGCGCCCAAGCAGAAGAUCCGUAUUUCGCCUACCAGCCAUGAGCGGGGCCGGAGCCACGAGGUCCGAUUCCUCUAGGUUCUCCUCUUCUUAGUGGGUUCCCUCCUGGAGCCUGGUACCUCUGGUUCUGGAGGUUCCACCUGGGAAGUGAAUCCAGACAGAACCUUCCACAGACCCCCAUAGGAGAACCUGGCGGUUCUGGCAAGAGAGCAGGAACCAGACUCUCCACACCACCACCAACGGACGGAGGGAAAGGGUCUGGUCAGAUAUACACUGCUGAGAUAUUUAGGAUCAGGGAGUGAGUGUUAGCAACAUGAUGUAUUUAGCUUAAGGAAUAUUACAUUUACUUCGCACUGAAAACUUGUUUGUGUGUGUUAUUGACAUUGCUUAUGACUUUUGUAGUCGUGGUAACCCUAGCAGAGGCUCGUCCUGACCGGGUGUGUCUUCUUCCUCACCUUCCUGGUAACCAUGGUAACCAUGGAGCUUUAACCUCAACUGCCUCAAAAGCCAAAGACUUCUGAAAAAACACUGUUAUUGUUUUAAAACAAAUGAUAAAACUGUGAGUGUGUGUAUUGAUUUAUAUAGCUAUGAAUAUUAUCGGUUGUUGAAUAUAAUAGUGUUUAUUCUCAGUAUUGUAUUAUACAGUGUGUGUUGUCCAAUGAAAAAACUGUUUACAUGUUAUUUUUUGUGUUUUGCAUAUGAGUUUGUGACAAAGUUGUUAUACAUUCUCCAAUGUUAUGUACCACGGAAUAUCACUGAUCCCCUCAUAUUACCAUAGUUGUCUUUGUGUGCGUGUGCGUGUGUGUGUAUGAGUGUGUGUGAGUAUGAGUGUGUGUGUGUGUGUGUGUGUGAGUGAGUGAGAGAGGUGUUUGAUAGAUUAACAUUCUUGAGUGUUAAUAAAAUUCUGAUACAUACUG